AUGGGAUAUGGAGCGGCGUCUUUGACAGUGUGGGUUGAUGGCGAGAGAGUGUUUGUGUUGUCGUUCGGAUUCAUCACGAACACGGGCGUCCGUAUGAUUCUUGUACUCGACGCGACGUCAGCUGCCUCCCUGAAAGAUCAGGAGAUCCGUCUGAUCUUCAAACGAUUCCAUGGCCACUACUGUAAUACCAUCUCCAAUCCAUUCUACGAAAUUGGAACCCCAAUGCAAUCCAAAUGGUUCGACGAGGGAAUUCGUGAUUUGUAUUCGAUUAGCGAAUGA
Messenger RNA from Caenorhabditis remanei, 279 nucleotides. RefSeq lists its product as uncharacterized. Lineage: Eukaryota; Metazoa; Nematoda; Chromadorea; Rhabditida; Rhabditidae. The transcript has 2 exons. Gene Ontology annotation, cellular component: TRAPP complex; cytoplasm; nucleus. The coding region runs from base 1 to 279 and encodes 92 amino acids. The record is from RefSeq and is a predicted model, not a curated record. Gene Ontology annotation, biological process: endoplasmic reticulum to Golgi vesicle-mediated transport.